Rhea pennata is the source of this 648-nucleotide messenger RNA. RefSeq names its product phospholipase D family member 6 (gene PLD6). Lineage: Eukaryota; Metazoa; Chordata; Aves; Rheiformes; Rheidae. The transcript has 2 exons. The record is from RefSeq and is a predicted model, not a curated record. The coding region runs from base 1 to 648 and encodes 215 amino acids. Gene Ontology annotation, biological process: piRNA processing. Gene Ontology annotation, cellular component: mitochondrion. Gene Ontology annotation, molecular function: RNA endonuclease activity producing 5'-phosphomonoesters, hydrolytic mechanism.
AUGUGGUCGGCGGGGGCGCGGCGGCGGGCGGGCCUGGCGCUGGCGGCGCUGGCGGCGGCGCUGGCCCUCGAGGCGCUGGCGGCGUGGCGGCGGCGGCGGCAGCCCGUGCGCGAGGUGCUCUUCUUCCCGUCGCGCGUCACCUGCACCGAGGCGCUGCUGGCCGAGGCGGCAGCCCCCGGCGCCUGCCGCUGCCCGCUGCCCCGCGGCGACUGCCCCCUCAGCCGCCUCCUGCGCCGCCUCCUCUCGGCCCGCCGCUCCCUCGAGAUCUGCCUCUUCGCCUUCUCCAGCCCGCAGCUGGGCCGCGCCGUCCAGCUGCUCCACCGCCGUGGCGUCCGUGUCCGCGUCGUUACCGACGCGCAGUACAUGGCCCUCAACGGCUCCCAGAUCGGCCUCCUCCGGCGCGCCGGGAUCCCAGUACGUCAUGACCAGGAAAACGGUUUCAUGCAUCACAAAUUUGCUAUUGUGGACAAGAGGAUGCUCAUCACAGGCUCCCUCAACUGGACCACUCAAGCUAUCCAGCACAACCGGGAGAAUGUACUGAUAGUGGAAGAUGCAGAGUAUGUGAAGCCUUUUUUGGCUGAGUUUGAAAGGAUUUGGGAAGAAUACAAUCCCAUCAACUAUACAUUUUUUUCCAAAGAAAGUAAGUGA